Penicillium salamii is the source of this 1545-nucleotide messenger RNA. The record is from the annotation of a GenBank genome assembly. Lineage: Eukaryota; Fungi; Ascomycota; Eurotiomycetes; Eurotiales; Aspergillaceae.
AUGAUCAAUGGAGAUGUUAGGAAUGAGAUGCCUGCGUAUAAGGAUAUCGAGAUCCAUACCUGGGAUGGCCCUGACGACCCAGAGAACCCUUUCAACUGGGGCUUCAAGUACAAGUGGCUGCUCACCAUCACCGUGUGCUUUAUCUCAAUCUUGACUGGUCUCCCGGCAGGAACUUACGGCUCCGGCAACGACUGGAUGGAGGAGCAAUUCCACGUCCAGAACUCUCCCUUCCCCAACCUGUACUGGGCCACCACCUCUUGGAACAUGGGUGCUGCCUUCUGGCCUCUGAUCUUCGUACCGCUCACUGAGUCCUCUGGCCGUAUGCCUGGAUACUUUGUCGCCUACAUCAUCCUGGUCAUCUCGCUGUUUCCCUCUGCGUUCGCAAACAACUUCGCCACACUCGUUGUCACCCGCUUCUUCGGUGGUGGUGCCUCAUCAGUCUCGAUCAACAUCGUCGGUGGUAGUAUCUCCGACAUCUGGCUCGGCAACCACGCCCGCAGUCUCCCGAUGUCCAUCUUCGGUUUCACCAGUGUCGCCGGUAUCGCCCUGGGCCCCUUCAUCGGUUCCGCAAUCGUACAGAUCCAGCGGUCCCAGCCAUGGCGUUGGAUCUUCUACGUUCAGAUCAUCUACAACGCAGCUCUGAUCCCCGUCUUCUGGCUCAUCCUCCGCGAGACCAGACCAGACGUCAUUCUCAAGGCCCGUGCCCGCAAGAUCAGAAAGGAAACUGGUCGUCCCGUCUACGCAGCUGCCGAGAUCGAUGCCCCGAGCAAGCUUCGUCUGCUGCAGAUCUCAUUCGCCCGUCCCACAAACAUGCUGAUGACCGAGCCCGUCGUUAUCUUCUUCACUCUCUGGAUUAGUUUCGCCUGGGGAAUCCUAUACCUGUUCUUCUCCAGCGUCGUCCAAACAUACUCCACCAACUACGGCUGGUCCACACUGGCAACCGGUCUCGUCCAACUGGCAAUUACAGUCGGUGCCAUCAUCGGAACCGUCAUCAACCCUCUGCAGGAUUGGUUCUACUUCCGCUCCGCGGCCCGCAACACCGAACAUCCAGGCAAGCCCAUCCCUGAAGCAAGACUAUACACCGCUAUCCCGGGUAGUCUGCUUUUCGCAGCCAGUCUGUUCUGGUAUGGUUGGUCCAGCAAGCCGGAUGUGCACUGGAUUGUGCCUACGAUCGGUAUCACAUGUGCCGGUCUGGGUAUCUACUCUAUUUACAUGGCUGUUGUGAACUACUUGACAGAUGCGUAUGAGCGGUACGCUGCGUCUGCGCUUUCUGCUGCGUCGCUUGGUCGUAACUCGUUUGGUGCUUUCUUGCCGCUUGCCUCGCCGCAGCUUUUCAGUAACCUUGGCUUUGGAUGGGCUGGAACUUUGCUGGGUUUCAUUGGUGUUGCCUUGUCGGUUGUCCCUGUUGUGCUUGUGCUUAAGGGCCCGCAGAUUCGGGCUCGCAGUACUUUCAUGAGAGAGGCUAUGUGGGAACCUGAGGAGAAGGUUGAGAUCGAUCAGUCUGGAAAGGCUGAUUUAGGUCCUACCUCUGAGGGCAUUGCGUAA